Quercus robur (English oak) is the source of this 3794-nucleotide messenger RNA. RefSeq lists its product as uncharacterized. The coding region runs from base 412 to 3453 and encodes 1013 amino acids. NCBI's taxonomy places the organism in Eukaryota, Viridiplantae, Streptophyta, Magnoliopsida, Fagales, Fagaceae. The record is from RefSeq and is a predicted model, not a curated record. The transcript is spliced from 2 exons.
AUCGAAAUUUUGUCGAAGAAGAAAGUUAGAAACGUUGCUCUUUUCUCGCUUGUUCGAAAAAACAGCUUAACAGAGAGAGAGAGAGAGAGAGGACAAAAGCGAGGGUUUUAUGAAGAGAGAGAAACUGAGAGGGAAUUAGAAAUCGAAGUUCUAGAGAGAGAAACCACAAAUCACCGAUUGAAGAGAGAGAGAGAGAAAGUCUUUUUAGUCUUAGAGAGAGAAAGAGAGAGAGAGAGAGAGAGUUGAGCUUGGUUUCGCAGGCUGAGUCAGAGCUAGGGUUUCGAAUUCAAUUGACGAAAAGGUUUUUGUAAACAUUAUCCUGAAAUUCUGUAGCAUUUUCCAAUGGGAGGAAAAGUACCAGCAUGUCACAUGAACUUCUUUGAUGCCUGGAAACUUUGUAUUUGAAGCAGUAUGACGCUUGAGGAUUUUUUUACCUUGACUGAGAUGAAAGAUGGGCUCACAGCCCCAUCUCGAGUUGAGGAGCUGCUCAAUGUAAUGCAGAAGGACAAAGAUUUUGUUUUGAAAAAUGUUGGUGAUGCAACCAGGCAGUGGGCUGCAGUUGCAAGCACUAUUGCUGCCACAGAGAAUAAAGAUUGUCUUGAUCUUUUUAUACAAUUAGAUGGACUUUGGUUUAUUGAUAGAUGGUUGAAGGAUGCUGAAAAUUUUGGUAAUGAAACAAGUGAGAGUUUUGCAGAAGAGUCAAUCACUGCUCUGCUACGAGCACUUGAAAAGUUGCAAAUAGACAAUGAGAGAUCAAUAUCUUCAGGGAUUUGGAUUACUGUCAAGAAUCUUCUUGGCCACAAUAGCUCUAAGGUUCAGGAAGGGGCAAGAAUGUUGUUUGAUAGGUGGAAGCAGGGUAAGGAUUGUGAUGCAAUUCACCAGGAUGUUCAGGAUGGGAAUAGAAGGCUUGCUGGAGAGGAAGGUGGGCAAUCUGCUUCUGAAAAUCCUAAUUCAGAAAGUGCUAAGGAAGAAAAUGAUGUGUUAGAACCUGCCAGAGAUGAAAUCUUGCCCUUGAGAAGAUCAGAUGAUCUUCAGCCAGAAAGGACUGAAGAUGUACAGAUUCCAAAUCAUAAUGAUCAGCCUGGCUCCCACAUAACAGCUGACCAUGAGGACACCAAAGAUGGACCUUCAAACCCUUUGGCCUCUACUUUUUCAAACUCUUUGCGAGAUAACCCUUCUAUCAAAGAAGAAUCCCCCGUAUGUGCUGCAGAUGGAGCAACUUCUACUGAGACUGGUAGUGUUGCAGUUACAAAGCAAGGCAGUGAUGAGAUAAUUUCCGAUGUUCUCAAGUUGAAUGAAUCAAUUAAAAUUGAGAAGCAAGUGCAUGAAGCUGACAAUUCUUCGGGCAAGUUGGAUAUGGCCGAGAUUUCUUCUGCAUCUGAUGCAUUGGAAUCUGGAGCUGCUUGUACUGGUGAUGAUGCUGUAAAUGCGCAGAAGAUUGUGAGGGAGCCUGCUUUACAGAAUAGUGUCGAUGCUAAUGAGAGGGAUGUCUGCGGGAAAACCACCACUCUUGAUGAUGUGAGGGUACCUGCAUCUGAUUUUAAGACCAGGUUAGAUGAUAUGAGAACUCUAAAUCGUUGCAGUGGAAAUGAGUUCAAGACUACUGGUCAAGAUGGUGAUUGUUGUACUAAUGCUUUGCUAGACUUGUCCACCAAUGGGAGUAUAUUGGGAAAGCCUGAGAAAUUAGACUCUACUUUGUCCAGGAUGGAAGACAUUGGAGAAGCUAAUGAAGAUAAGGGGCAUAGCAGUGAUGAGGGUGAUGAUUUGACAAACGCUUCUGAUUUUUCUAAGCCAGCAAGGGAUACUAAAACCCCUGUUGUGAUUGACAAGAGAAGGUCUGAUAGUGAACUUGAGUAUGGCAUAGUUGAUGCAAUAGAAGUCGCUCGGCAAGUUGCUCAAGAAGUAGAAAGAGAAGUGGUGGAUUAUAGGGAACCAUUCUGCAGCUCCUCUUCUGAGAAAAUCUUUAAAGGUGGAAUCAGGCAGCCAGGUAGCCCAGAUUCUAUAAAUGGAAAGCAGGACCUACCUGCCAAGGUGCCACAAGAGGAGGCAACUGGAAAAAGUCACUCUACUGAGACAAAUCCUGAUGGGGAGGGAGGCUCAAUUAAUUCAGAUAAUCUGGACAAUGAACCAGAAAAUUCCGCACAUGAUAUGGAGUCAUCUCUGGUGACUGAGGCAGCUCAAGAACUAGAGGUUAACACAGAGAAAGGCCCUUGUGAUUUUGAUCUGAAUCAAGAAGUCUGCUCUGAUGAAAUGGAUUCUCCAAUGAACCCCUCUGCACCCUCUGCUUCAAGGCCAUCAGCAGCUCAAGAAUUGCCUAUGGUGCCUUUGCAGUUUGGAGGGACUCUUGGAUGGAAAGGAUGUGCUGCUACUAGUGCUUUCCGCCCAGCAUCUCCUCGUAGAAUUCCUGAUGGUGAUAAGACUCCUGUUACAGGAACCCGUGAUAGUUCAAAGCAGAGGCUGGAUUUCCUUGACUUUGAUUUGAAUGUAGCCGAGGGUGGAGAUGAGUUGGGAAAACAAAUUCCCCCAUCAUCUGGCCUUCCUUCUGGGGAAUCUUCUGUUGAAGUCAGCCCAAUGAGAUCUGGGAGGCUGAAGUUGGAUUUGAACUGUCUUGGUGAUGAUGGUGAUGCUCCAACACUGGAUUCAAAGAUGGGAGAACAGCUCUUUAACAGCCGGAAUAGCCAUCGUAGCCCAUCUCCUGCCUCCUCCUCGUCAUCAAUGCAGCCUUCUUUGAGGAACAUUGAUUUGAAUGACAGACCUUAUAUCCAAAAUGAUGCUUCAGAUCACGGGAAUAUUAAGUCUUCCCAAUUUGUAAAUGCAUAUGGAGGACCUAAACCAGAUGCUCCUGUUAUUUCUAUCAUGGGCACCAGAGUGGAAGUCAAUAGAAAAGAUUUUCUUUCUCAAUCAUUGUCCUUGCCAAAUGGCAAGAAUAUGGAGCCUACAGUGGAUGCUAGCAUGACAAGAGCAGGGGGUGGUUUAGGGCUGGCUCCCACAAUGUCCUAUACUCAUUCUUCUGUUUUUGGUUACAAUGGGCUGACAACAGGGACUGCCAUGUCUUUCUCUUCAGCCAUGUAUCCUUCUGGCUCAAUGCAAUAUAUGGUGGAUUCUAGAGGGAGCCCUGUUGUCUUGGGGUCUGCACCAGCUGUUCCACCUUCCUACUCUCAGCCACCGUUCAUGGUGAGCAUUGGUGGUGUACAAUCAGGUCUAAAUAAUCCCGGUCCAUCCCGUCCAAAUUUUGAUCUAAAUUCAGGAUUCAUGAUGGAGGGAGGGCAUAGAGACUCAGGGAAUUUGAGGCAGCUUUUCCUUCCUGGUCAAGGCAGGUCUGUGGAGGAGCAUACGAGGACGAACUUACAACCCUCUUCAAGCUCUGGGGUUGGAGGGAAAAGGAAGGAACCUGAUAGUGGAUGGGAAUCCUAUCCGUUUAACUACAAACAUCAGCAACCUCCAUGGAAAUAGUCAAUGUUUUAUUUAUCUACGGUUCCUCCUCUCUUUGGAUCAGUUCAUAAAUCCAACCAAGUGAAUUGAUGCUUACGUUACCUAAAAUUAUCCAGAAUGGUAGGUCAGCCCAUUGGCUUUAGUGGGAGGGGAAUUAUUAACUGAAUAAAGCUGAGGGCAUUGUGGAUGUAAUGUGAUUCUUGUGAUUAAUUGCUGAAGGGAAAAAAAAUUAGGUUUAUUGUUUUAAUUUUGAUUUACUUUGAAUCUCCUUUUCUGGGUUUCAAUGGCCAUUGCAAUCAUAGAAAGCUUGGUACAUGUAGCUGUAAUUUCUCUUCCUUAUAUAUCACAGAAAUUUAUAGGAA